Molecule: messenger RNA, 3813 nt
Organism: Chelonus insularis
Lineage: Eukaryota; Metazoa; Arthropoda; Insecta; Hymenoptera; Braconidae
Gene: Ca-Ma2d
Product: Ca[2+] channel Muscle-specific alpha2/delta subunit
Exons: 13
Coding region: 171-3779 (1202 amino acids)
Cellular component (GO): voltage-gated calcium channel complex
Molecular function (GO): voltage-gated calcium channel activity
Source: RefSeq, a predicted model, not a curated record
UCCGGCUUGUCUUGUGUACCAAAAAUAAUCAGAUUUCGUUCGAUGGCUGUAGCCGGUGCGGCAUUAGCGAGUAGUAGAAGCAAUGGAAAUCAUUUACAAUCACACAUAGUAACUUUUUGGAUAAAACACGUGAUAUAACAGCCAGAAAUAGUAUUAAUUAAUAAAUAGUUAUGUGCUAUCUUUCGUUAAGAAUUUUGUUAUUAUUAUUUAUAGCCGGCGGGAGUCUUGCUCGAAAUGGACAAAUUGUUGAUCGUUGGGCAGAGAAUCUUGGUUCUGAAUUAUGGGAACUAGCUAAUGCUGUAGCAAGACCUGAUGAACUUAAAACUAAAUAUAAACUUAUGAAUACUCGUGUGGAAGAUAAAUCUGGAGAAGAGCUUAUUGACAUAAUAAGUGAAAGCGUAGGACGUAUGCUAAGACGUAAAAUGGAUGCUGUGAAAUGUAUCCUUAAAGUAGCUGAAGAAGCUGCUGAAGAAUGGAAUUCUACAAUUGUUACAAACAUUACCUACUACUCAGGAAAGUAUAGCACAGUGGUUGGAAAAAAACCUCCUACUUUACCAAAAAGUAUAGAGAAAAAUAUGUAUCGUUAUAGAGAAAUGGAGCUAAACCCAGAUUCUCACUUUUAUAACAUCCCAGUGAAUACCAGCCACUCGUCGGUGCACAUACCAACGAAUGUUUAUGAUUUUGGCCCAGCAGUCGAAGAAGCUAUUGGAUGGUCAGAAGCAUUGGAUGAUGUGUUUAGACAAAAUUACCAGUCAGAUCCAGCUUUAUCCUGGCAAUACUUUGGAUCUAUAACUGGAAUGCUCCGUCAAUAUCCAGCAAUGCAGUGGAAAACAGCCCAAAAUCCUACUGAUGAUGCUGCUGACCUUUAUGACUGUAGAAUAAGAAGUUGGUUUAUUGAAGCAGCAACUUGCAGCAAAGAUAUGAUUAUUCUUGUAGACUCUAGUGGCAGUAUGACUGGGAUGGGAUACACUAUUGCUAAGGCAGUCGUUAACUCCAUCUUAGACACGCUAUCUAACAAUGAUUUUGUAACGGUUUUACAAUACACCAAUGAAACCGACGAGGUCGUACCCUGCUUCAAGGAUAAAUUAAUUCAAGCUACUCCAGAAAAUUUACAAACCUUCAGAAAUAUGAUGGAAAAAUUGGAUCCAUUAGAGGUCGCCAAUUUGACUGAUGCAUUUACUAGAGCUUUUAGUAUUUUAAAAACUUAUAGAGAAUCUAGAGGUUGUGGUCCAGAUACUCCUUGUAAUCAACUUAUCAUGUUAGUUACUGAUGGAGUUGCUUCAAAUAUAUCAGAGGUUUUUGACGUGUGGAAUAGACAAGAGAAUGGCACAGCAAUACCAGUGCGUGUCUUCACUUAUCUUUUAGGUCGUGAAGUUACGAAUGUCCGUGAAAUUCAGCUGAUGGCCUGUGAAAAUCGGGGGUACUAUACACAUGUCCACACCCAGGAAGAAGCUCAAGAACAAGUACUCAAAUAUAUUCCUGUUGUUGCUAGGCCUUUAGUUCUUCAAGGUUACUACCAUCCAGUUGUGUGGACACACACAUACACAGAUGUUUCGAACCCAGCACUUGCCUCAUGGCUGUGGCUUGUGAUGAACCACACAGAGCAAAAAUCUCGUCUGGAGAAGUACUUUGAAGGCAAGAGUCAAGGAGUGAGAAUGAAUGAAGAUGCUGUCUACAUUAAGCAGCUGGCGAAAGGCGAAGAUGUACGUCAAGAUCCAGGAAUUUUUAAUACAACUUCUUGGCAAGAAUAUAGACUUUUAACAUCAGUGAGCAUUCCAGCGUUUGACCGCAAAGGAAACCGUAAUAACGAAACGAGACGUGCUAAUCUCCUUGGAGUGGCUGGCACUGAUGUACCCAUAGAAGCUAUAGAAAAGCUUACACUACCGUAUAAACUUGGCGUCAACGGCUAUGCAUUUAUUGUCUCUAACAACGGUUAUGUCAUCUUACAUCCGGACUUACGUCCAGUUAGUGAUGGAAAAUUAAAACUUAAUUAUAAUAGUGUUGAUUUAACAGAAGUUGAAAUAUUAGAUGAUGGAAAAGGACCCAGAGAUCCAGGACCAGAAGUUUUGGAAUUGAGACAAGCUCUGGUAGAUCAUCAACAUGGUAGUUUGAAAAAUGUACCGGUUAAAUUCCAUUAUGAUGACAGUCGAAGAGUAAUGCUAGAGAAACGAGAUUAUUAUUAUGCACCUCUUCCUGGAACUCCUUUUGGAAUUGCUGUUGCUAUUCCUAAUUAUGGAAAAACUUGGAUAAAGGUAACAAAUGAAAUAGAAAAAAACCGUCAAGCUGGAAUAAACAUCUCCGACUUUUUUUCCAAUGACCGCUGGAGAGUCCACCCAGGCUGGGUUUAUUGUAGAUUUCAUUACCUAGAAGGUCACGAGUUCCCAAAUCCUGAAGCCGAAGUGCGUUAUUUUCUUUGGAAACUCGGUCAACCUGAUUGGAAAUGGUCUGAUCAAUAUAUGGCAUAUGAUAUUAGUCUAGAAGAUGAAGAUGAACCAGACUGUGGAAGAACAGUUCUAGAACAUGAUGAUUACUAUUGCAAUGAAGAAUUGAUGCAAGUGUUAGUUUUUGAUGCUAAAGCAACAAAUGAAAGUUUUGCUGGAGAGUUCAAGUAUAAAGAUGAAUACACAGAAGGUCUUGCAAGUAUCUACAAAGUUUUUCUAAGAUUUGUUGCUACUCAAAGUGGAUUUACUCGAUGGCAAUAUAUUGAAUCUGAUUUUUUGGAAGAAGUUAGAGAAUCUAUGGAAUUUGGAGACCUUCAUAGAAGAGCUGUCAAUGAACCUUGGUAUAAAGGAGCGAUAUUUCAACAUCAAAUUAAUCCAGAUAGUGUUUCAUUAACUGUACCCUGGAAUGCUGGACCUGAUGCCACAGUAACAGCUUCCAUGGCGAUAUUCCCACGAGACGGAGGAAAAAAUGCUUCAGCAGCAGUGGUUGGUUUCCAAAUGCCUAUGACUGCAGUUUAUCAGCGAUUUAUUGAUAUUACUUCUGUAACCAGUAAUCCAGAAAUGGAUUGUUCACACGCUUGGAUGGAUUGUUAUUUAAUUGAUCAAAACGGUUUCGUGGUUUUAUCAGAAGCUCACAACGACACUGGACAAUUUUUAGGAACUGUUGAAGGUGCAGUAAUGAAGUCAAUGGUCCUUCAAGGGUAUUUUAGUGCUGUAGAAAUCUACGAUUAUCAAGGGCUGUGUAAAGAUAUUGGGCUUGAAGGUAGUGCAAGUUUCCUUAGUACUCCCCUGCAUCAUCUAAAAAAUUUAUUUUUCUGGAUCGUUGCACGGACUUUUUGGAUUCUUUCACAGUUUGUGGAUAUUCCUGAAGUUUUAUCAAGAGCACAUUCAGAUGAUGACCUUCCAGAGAAACCUAAACCGCCAGAGGAAGUUGAAAUCAGAUUCGCAUGUGAUCAAAAAAGAACAUUAUAUAUUAUGAAUCAAACGAUGGCGUUAAAACAAAUAACUAAUUCAUCAAUUCAAUGUUCGAGGCCAUUUUUUGCUCAACUAGUACCCUACACCAAUCUUCUUUUGGUCGUAGUAGAUACUUUGUAUCCAACAUGUUAUGAAAGAUUAGAAGUAUUACCUGUGGAAAUAGAUCCAUCAGAGUAUACUAAUGAUACCGAGUUAAAGCCCUGUCAUAAAAAGAAAUUAAAUGAUCUACCACGCAGACGUCUUGAAGAGUGUUUUACAGAACACCCGUUGGAAGAUGAAAUAGACGAAUGUGGACGAGGAAUAAGACUGCAUAAAUCAAAUGCUUUAUUAUUUAUUUUAGCAAUUUUAAGGAUUAUUUUGUAAGCUCUAAUGGUGAAAUAAUUAUUUAUACAACGUA